Molecule: messenger RNA, 1164 nt
Organism: Gekko japonicus
Lineage: Eukaryota; Metazoa; Chordata; Lepidosauria; Squamata; Gekkonidae
Product: tumor necrosis factor receptor superfamily member 27-like
Exons: 7
Biological process (GO): positive regulation of canonical NF-kappaB signal transduction; positive regulation of JNK cascade
Cellular component (GO): plasma membrane
Molecular function (GO): signaling receptor activity; protein binding
Source: RefSeq, a predicted model, not a curated record
ACUUGGAAAUGACUAAAUUAGGAAUGCACUGACAUGGCGGGAGCGGCUCUGCUUCUUCUGCUGAUGCUUGCCACAGAGGCACCACACCCCUUUGCCAACCCUGUGGAGUGCCAAGCGAGCGAAUACCUGGAUGAGCAUGGGAAGUGCGCCCCCUGCAGGGAAUGUGGACCGGGACUGCAGCUUUCCAAAGAGUGUGGCUAUGGUGAAGGCGGUGACUCGCAGUGUGCGCCGUGCCAUCCCCGGAGGUUUAAGGACAGCUGGGGCCACCACGGCUGCAAGCCCUGCCUCUCUUGCAGCCUCAUCAACCGGAUCCAGCAGUCCCCGUGCACGGCCACCUCGGACGCAGCGUGCGGAGAGUGCUUCCCUGGUUUCUACAGCAAAACCCAGAUUGGAGGACUGCAGGACCUGGAAUGCAUCCCCUGCACGAAGCAGACCCCACCCUCAGAGCCACAGUGCCGUUCAAGAGUUAGCCCAGAGAAGGUAGAAAAUCCUGCCGGAGCGACCCUGGACACAGCCCUGGCGGUGCUCACCAGCAGUGCCUUGGUCAUCAUUGUGUUGGUCUCUGUCCUCUCCCUGCUCUGCUGCCAGCGGUUCUGGAAAAGCCAGUGCCAGCGUGUGCUCCUGCAGAGACAGGAUUUCUCUGGCCAGAGGGGGAUGUCUCAGGCUUCUGCGGGGCCAGCCAGAUUCUCCCACCACGAGCGACUGCCAGAUCCCUGCUGCUUGAGCGCCAAGAGCGUAACCCCCCGCCAUGGAUCCUUGGAAGGUCCUGCCGAAGCUGUCCGGUUCUUCUCCGGAGGCGAAGGGCUCAGGGUCCAUCUGCCGACUCAGCAGGCAGAUUGGGACUUCUCCAAACGGAUCACAGCCAGUCCCAAAGCCCCGCAGGCCAGGAGCCCCCUGGACACUCGGCCCCUGCUCCGGGACUCCAGGUGCAGCAACGGUUCUGCCGGGGGUUCUUCCUUCACGGAGCUCAGGCAGGACUCUGCCAGGGACCCUGACGACCCAGCGCCUCUCUCCUCCUGCGCCACGGAGAUGCAGCAUCCCUGGCCUCACAGCCCUGUGGAGUGCACGGAGCUGGAUCUGCAGGACUUCUCCACCCGGGCUGGGCUGCUGCACAGAGACGCUGCUGAGAGGACCCUGAGGGGCAGGACGGAGCUGGCCCCUGCC